GGCGGUGUUCUCAGACACAGUUUUAUCUGAAUACUAGAACAGAAUGAAGACUGCUAUUACCAUUAUUUGCAUGUCCGCAUUAUUUGUACUAAUCGUAUCUCGUUCGCCAGAAGAUGAUAGGAAGCCUGAAGCUUUUCAUAUAAGGGUAACCCAUUUGCCCGAUAAUUGCGAGAAGAUAAACAUGACUCGAAAGAGAGACGUACUUCACGUGCACUACAAGGGCACUUUUGAAAAUGGCACUGAAUUCAACAGCUCGUAUACUCAAAACGGACCUCUAAAGUUCACACUCGGACUAGAAGAAGUCAUGAGAGGAUGGGAUAAGGGAUUAUUGAAUAUGUGUGUUGACGAAGUAAGGGAACUCAUCAUUGGCUCGGACCUAGCGUACGGCGCUGUAGGAAAUCCGCCGAAGAUUCCUCCAUAUACAACAUUGUAUUUUGAAAUUAAGCUAAUGGCAUUCAAGCAUAACCCUUCUACAGAUGAAUUAAACAAGGGUGUUGGGACACACCCAAUCUAUCCUCCUGGAAUCGAGGGUUAGGAAAGCCAAACAAAAGUAAAAUGUGCGUUUCGUAUUAUGUAGAGACUCAAAACAUGUAGAGACUCAAUACUCAAUUUUAUUGCUCUCCAUGCAUAGAAUAAAUGUUACAAUCAUUCUGAGAACAUUUACGGGCAUUAUGAAAUACUGUUAGCCACCUUGUUUAGUAUUUACUAUUGUAUGUACCUACUUACCCGUAGUUAUGUCACAUGGACAGCAUCAAACCUUCGAAAUCUGAAUCGAGAAUCGUGCGGAUCUAAAAUGGAGCUGGGUCGGACAUAUUGUGAGACGUGGUGUGAACUGAUGAAGUACAGCAACAAUCCAAUGGUGAUCGAGAAGUAGUUAUAGAAACGUGAGACUUCUGCAGCGAGGUAAACAACAUUGUCAAAGUCGCUGACCGUAGAUGAGCGAGCCUAGGGCAAGAUCAUGGCGGUGCGCGUGAGUUAUGGGAUGCCUAUAUCUUGCAAGGGAUGACGUCAGGUUGUGGAUAAGGAUGGCGUAUAUUUCAGUGUAAUAUGUGAUAUUUAGGAUGUAUUACUUAUUAUAACUUUUUAUUGAAGCCAAAUUUAAUGUAUAAGUAGAAUUCA
Molecule: messenger RNA, 1119 nt
Organism: Hyposmocoma kahamanoa
Lineage: Eukaryota; Metazoa; Arthropoda; Insecta; Lepidoptera; Cosmopterigidae
Product: peptidyl-prolyl cis-trans isomerase FKBP2-like
Exons: 2
Coding region: 44-535 (163 amino acids)
Biological process (GO): protein peptidyl-prolyl isomerization
Molecular function (GO): peptidyl-prolyl cis-trans isomerase activity
Source: RefSeq, a predicted model, not a curated record